AUGGAUGAAAUAGAAACUAAAAAGGUUCAAGUAGAAUCUAAGUUAGCUAUAUGCAUUUUAAACGCCUUUAAAAGUUUUUCUGAUACUAGUGUUCUAAAUGGCUUAAAUAUGAGUGUACCUUUAGGAUCCAUAUAUGGUCUUUUAGGACCAAGUGGCUGCGGAAAAACUACUUUAAUAAACGUUAUUCUUGGAAAGUUUCCAUUGGAUUCUGGGAUUAUUAAAAUAAAUCCUAGUCGUUUUUCAGAUAUUGGAUACAUGCCUCAAGAUUUGUGUUUAGAUUCGAUGCUUACCAUAGGAGAAACAUUUAAAUAUUAUGGUUCAUUAUAUAAAAUGAAUGAAAGCGAUAUUUCUAUUAAAAGCAAAGAACUUAUUAAUUGGCUUAGAUUACCACAGAGUUACACACUACUAAAAGAUCUAAGUGGUGGUGAGUGUAGAAGAGUUUCACUGGCCGUCACAUUACUUCAUGAUCCAACAAUCAUAAUACUAGACGAACCUACAGUAGGGAUCGAUCCAGUAUUAAGAUAUGAAAUUUGGCAGAAAUUAUUGGAAAUGGUAAAAACUCAAGCUAAGACUAUUAUAAUUACUACGCAUUAUAUCGAAGAAGCACACCAAGCACAUACUAUAGGUUUGAUGAGAAAUGGUGUUUUAAUAUCAGAAACUACUCCUCAAAACUUAUUGGUUAAACAAAAUGCCAACUCAUUAGAAGAAGCAUUUUUAUCGUUAAGUUCUAGUCAAGAACUUGAUGAAACAACUCAAAAGACUAACAUUUUCAAAAAUACUAAUGUGUCGUCAAACAUUUUGCACUCUGACAGCGGAAUAUCAUUCAUUAGAAUUAAUGCAUUUAUAAAGAAAAAUGUUGCUAUUUGUUUAAGGGAUUUCACGUUUAUAUUUUUCAUGAUUUUAUUUCCAAUGUUGGCAGCAAUAAUUUUCAAUUUAGCUAUUGGUGGUAAUAUUAAAAAUGUUAACAUAGCUAUUCAAAAUAAAGAAAUUGCUGAGUGUCAGAGCAUUGUAGUUAAUCAAUGUAUUUAUGAAGACAUUAAUAAUUUCACUCUUAGUUGUGCAGUUUUGAAUGGUUUACGAAAUCUAGAAUACAAUUUAAUUCCAGUCGAAAAUCGAGAAGAAGGAGACAUUUUAGUAAAAAAAGCUAAAUCAGUAGCAUUCAUUCAGUUUCCUCAAAAUUUUAGUAUAGGACUUCAACAAUAUGUUCUUGGUUUAUGGUUUUCCGCCAAUGAAUAUUCGUCAAAUACGGCAGCCUAUGCAAAUAUUGAUGUUGGAAAUGUUUUAGUAAAAAGUCAAAUUAUUCGAAAUCUAUUUAAUGUUGUUGAAGAUGUUAUUGUAAAUAGCACAGGCGUGUGUAAUAAGAAGUUUGUUAAGCGUCAUUUUAAAACUACAUAUUUAGUGGGAAAUAAAGUUGAAACAUUUAUUCAUAGUAUAGCUACUAUGUUUGUUUCGAUGAUAGGAUUUUAUUUCUCAAGUGUAAUAUCUACAGGAUUUAUGUUGACAGAGAAAAUGGAGGGAUUUCUUGAUCGGUCUAUGACAGCUGGAAUUACAAUACUAGAAGUUGUAAUUUCAAUAACGUGUAUUCAAACUAUAAUACACGUAAUUCAAACUAUUUCUGUCAUGUUUAUCACGUACUUUGUUUUCCUAAACCCUAUUGAACUCACUAACGGACUGUUCGCAUUUGCAUUUAUAGUUUUUUUAACCGGGUGGUUAGGUUUACUAUACGGUUUGUUAAUUGUUGGAUUAUCAAAAUCGAGUUCCGAAGCCAUGAACAUGAUUAUUGGUUGGAAUAUGAUACAGAUUUAUUUAUCAGGUAUUAUGUGGCCAAUUGAAGCUCAAAUGCCAUUCAUGAAAAUCAUAUCUGAACACCUCCCAUUAUGCUACAUUAGUAGAAUAUUGAAUAACAUUGUUUUAAGAGGAUGGACACUCACUCACCCGACCGUCUUAAUCGGAAUAGCCAUUAUCAUUGGUUAUGUAUUAUUACAUGUAAUUAUGUUAUUGUACUUAACCCACGUUAAAAAAGAUGCAUGGUUAGUAAAUAAAUAA
This is a messenger RNA of Melanaphis sacchari, 2046 nucleotides long. Its product is annotated as ABC transporter G family member 23-like. Lineage: Eukaryota; Metazoa; Arthropoda; Insecta; Hemiptera; Aphididae. Bases 1 to 2046 code for a protein of 681 amino acids. The transcript has 15 exons. Gene Ontology annotation, cellular component: membrane. The record is from RefSeq and is a predicted model, not a curated record. Gene Ontology annotation, molecular function: ABC-type transporter activity; ATP hydrolysis activity; ATP binding.